Molecule: messenger RNA, 3757 nt
Organism: Owenia fusiformis
Lineage: Eukaryota; Metazoa; Annelida; Polychaeta; Sabellida; Oweniidae
Source: the annotation of a GenBank genome assembly
UUUACAAGGAUGCAGAUGAGACAUACAUUUCAGAGAACGGAUGAGUACGAGUCGAAAUUCAGCAAACACGAAGUUUUCGUUCCAAAAGAGAUUAAGUAUAUACUGUAACAGGACUAGCAGUAUAGCAGUAAAGCAAUAAACCAUCCAACAAGAAUUGUACAAGUUGGAAUUAACUAAAUGUACUAAAGAAUAUUAUCGCUUUGGGUUCAAUCCAUAUUUGCUAAAAAGGGUUAACGCCGUCUCUAUGAUCACCAGGUAACACAAUGGCCGUGACGAUGCUGUAUCUGCUUCUCGUUAUCUACUGGAUUUAUGGAUUAAACAUGGUUGUUGCCAAGGAAACGUUGAGAAUAGGUGGGAUCUUUCCAGAGGAAGAGGAUCAACUGGAAGGAACUAUGAAAUUCGCCAUUGACACGGUGAACGCUGAUCCCAAUCUUUUACCAAACUACAACAUUGAAUAUGUAGCAAAUUUUACAAAUCUGUUGGGAAAGUUCAAUACGAUUAUGGCAGUGUGUGACCAACUAAAGCAGGGAAUCACUGCGAUAAUAGGGCCAUUAUCAUCAACAUCAGUGAAGGCAUCCCAUCCUAUGUGCGGAGGCUUCCAGACGCCAAUGAUCGCCCCAUCUGCUACUGAUCCCACGCUGGUGAACGUUAUGGAGUACGAGUACCUUGUGAGGCUAUCUGCACCGGACUCAUUGCAGAGCCAGGCCCUUGUGGACUUGGUCAAGUGGUUCAGAUGGGACACGGUGGCAAUACUGAGUGACAAUUCAGAUUACGGUAUCAAUGGGCUUGUGCAGUUCCAGACGUUGGCCUCUUCAAAUAAAUGGAGAGUGGUCAGCGUCCAACAGUUCGAAGCUCAAGAUAACGCAUCAAACGUAGACGCCACUGAUCAACUGAGGCACAUCAAGGAGACGGGUUGCCGUGUGAUAUUGUUGAACACAUAUACCCCUAUGGCGCUCUCUGUACUGAAACAAGCGCACAACAUGGGGAUGAUGGGCAGAGGUUGGCUCUGGAUCGGAACCGAUGGCAUCACAACUUAUGGCGACACAUUUGAAAAUAAUUUUGAAUCAAACGACUUCUUGGAAGGGUUUGUAGGAAUCCGUCCCACAAGCUUCGAUGGCGCACUUUAUGACGACUUCAAGAAGCGUUGGCAGGCAGCAAACGGAACAAUGUACCACGGGGCAGGCAACAAUACUAGUUUUACUGGUAGUAUGCUCAGUUUCUACGAUGCUGUGCUCGUUUAUGCCAGUGCAAUGCACACAAUGCUGGAGGAGGACGGCAUCCGAUUAUCCACCAAAGUUUCUGACUGCAAGCAGAUUCCGGCUGUGCCCUGGGAUCAAGGGAAAGACUUACUCAAAUAUCUUAAACAAGUGGAUACGGACGGUGUACGGAUGCGGUUGCGAUUCAACGGUUAUGGGUCCCCUCUACACUCAAAGUAUGAAAUUGUGCGCUUUACAAAUCAAGGAUGGGAAAAGUUUGGUUCUUGGGAUGAGGAGAACAGACUUAAACUGACUCCAAAUAUCACUGACAUCACCACAUUGGGAGGUAAACCUUUACUGGAUAUAAUGGACUAUAGAGGUGACCUCAACAACAAAACACUUAAAGUGGCAGUUGUGGUGGAUCCACCAUUCGUUUUCAAAGAAGAGCCUUCCACGAAUAUAUCCUACACAGACAGUGUGGCAUGUGAGGGCAACAGUUGUUUCACUGGACUUGCUAUUGAUAUCCUCAAGCAGAUCGCGGAGGAGCUCCAGUUUAACUACGUCAUACACGAGGCCAGCACAUAUGGCUCGAGGAAUGAGUCAACGGGAAAGUGGACAGGGAUGGUGUCAGAGCUUAUAGCAGAUAAUAAUGGUGACACGAAAUCUGACCUAGCCGUUGGUGCAUUCACAAUCACAUACGAACGUCAGCAAGUGAUUGCAUUUAGUAAACCAUUCCUGGACUUCCAAAUGGGCAUUCUUAUGGGCUCCCUGGCUGAUCCUACCUACAGCCCGUGGUCGUUCCUAAUCCCAUUCACAUACGAGUUGUGGGGUUUGAUUCUCGGUACUACGGUGGCCGUGGCCCUAACUCUUAGCUGUAUUGAUAAGCUCAGUCCUUAUGGGCAUCAUGGGCGAAAAGCGCAGGUUGUUCCACGAGAUAAAUCAGUUCACAAAAAAAGUGAAGAAGGUAAAAAAGCCCAAAUUGCCCACGAGGACGAGUUUGAAGCCAUGGACAAGAAUGAGGACGGUACAAUAGAUCACUGGGAGGUACUGGAAUGGAAACGCGAGAAACGUAAUUUCAACAUUCACAACGCAAUAUUCUGGUCAUUUGCAUCAUUGUUCGAGCAAGGGGGAGAGGUUCAUCCAAAAUCUUGGUCAGGUCGAGUGGGUGCUACUGCAUGGUGGUUUGGAGCGCUGAUCAUUAUCGCUACAUAUACAGCCAACCUGGCUGCUUUUUUGACCAUAAAGGCCAGUAACGUGGAUGUCAACUCAAUCGAAGAUCUCAAGGCAUCAGAUUUAAAGUAUGGUACCAUUGAUCAACAUCAAGUACAAACGUUCUUUGAUACAUCAGUGAGAGACCCCUAUAAACAAAUGGGUGACAAUAUGAGAAAAUGGGAGACAUACUUUGACACUACAUUUGAUGCAGUAAAUCAUACCCAACAAAACAAUGGAUCAUUUGCGUUACUUCUCGAUCUGCCCUUACUCAACUAUUGGAAAGGCCAGGAUUGUCUUUUAAAGGUAGUAAGCAAUGGAUUUGGUAUGGCUGGAUAUGGGUUUGGUCUCUCUAAGUCAUCACUAUAUGCCGAGGACCUUACUGUGCAGAUAUAUGCCAUGAGAGAGUCUGGAGCAAUUGAUAAUCUUAUAGAUAAAUGGGUAAGCAAAUCAGCCACAUGUUCCCAGGCAGAUAGUGGAGGCAUAGACGAAGAGACAGUGGAGGUUGGGAUGCCUUCUCUAUGGGGCGUCUUCUGGAUAAUAUAUGUGGGCUUUGGCAUCAGUUUCCUUGUGCUUGUAUUGGAAUGGAUCAUACAUAUCAGCAUCCAUGUAGACCCCACAAAUAAAGAAAAAAGUAAAACAUUCAAAGAAGAAUUACAGCGGAGGCUUUCUGUGUUAAAAGAUGAUUUCUGCCACAAUUGGUUUCCGCUUAGUUGUAAGAAAGUGAACACGCUUAAAGAUGAGAUGAACACAGCUUUAGCUGAACAAAAUUCAUUAGCACACAUUGAUGGAGUCACACCAAAUGGAUCACACAUAAGUAUUAGUUCAAGAUUCUCAAACAGAAUACACAGUAUGCAAAGUCCAGACAUGAAUGGGAACAGUAGUCGGAAUGGUCAUCUGCGGAAAUAUAGAAUAACUGAAUGUUGAGUUCAACAACAACGAUACAACAAGUUGCAACUAAUAAACUAUUAUUUUGUUCAACGAAUGUGCUGUUGGUGUUCAGAUAUACAUGAGAAAGCAGACCAGAGAGCAUAAUAUGAAAUUAUUGUUUUUGUAAACAGUAUGUAUUGUUUAUUUAAAAAUGAGCAUAAUCUGAUAAUAAAUAGGUGAUAUUUGAAAUAUAGUAAGUAAGAUCAUGAAGAUAAUCAUAUUGACAUGCAUGUAUGUAUCUUAUAUAUAAAACAAAAUGUUUCAAAUAUAUUUGAAUUUGUCAAAAAUCUUGAUAUUAGAUAUUUUAAUUAGGCGUCUAUUGUUUUGCAUUAUGACAUAACAAUCAGAAUGAUAUUGGUUAUCUGAUAUUCUAAUAUCAUAAGCGUUGUGUUAUCAUAAGUUAUGCCACUUAUACACACAAA